Hypoxylon fragiforme is the source of this 1146-nucleotide messenger RNA. RefSeq lists its product as uncharacterized. The transcript has 2 exons. NCBI's taxonomy places the organism in Eukaryota, Fungi, Ascomycota, Sordariomycetes, Xylariales, Hypoxylaceae. The record is from RefSeq and is a predicted model, not a curated record. The coding region runs from base 393 to 1064 and encodes 223 amino acids.
AUUUUAUUUGAGAAAUGUUUGGUAAAGUUAUGAGUUUUUGAAUAUUGCUGUUUUUGGAUCUCGAAAUCACAUGCUACGUUGCACAAAAACGGCGCAGGACUCGUCUGUUCGUUUGCCUUUGAGCUGGAUCUGGGAGGAAUCACGUACAUGUGUACCAAAAGCCUAUACCGGGAAAUUAGUUUCGAAUGUUCCAUAGUUGAAGUACUAUGUAAGUGCCCAGGUAAACAUGGGAGGAUACUCACGCGGAAAAAGAAAGCCCGAUACUCAUGUAUUGGUAUUGUGACCCCUUUAUAACCGCUCCGUGUUUUCGACGCAUCCCUUGAUUUCUUUUCUCUUCAUCGCCACGACAGACCGUUGAGCUACCUAGGUUAAUACAAUAAUACGAGGAUAAUAUGUUUUGGCUGUCAUUACUCCUGGCGGCUGGCGCCGUAAGCGCCGGCUACGUCCCGGCCUUGCAGGUACCCGCAUGCUCGGCUGGCACAGGCAGCGUCGAGUACAGCAAGUCAGUGCCCGAGCAGGUCGCCUUCCCCAGAACGCAAGUCGACCUCUGCUACGACGACAGCUUUAUCCACAUCACCUUCCGCGCACUGGAGGAGACGAACUUCUACUACAACGAGAGCCAGACGACGAACGAGGGCAUCUGGCAGUACGAGGCCAUGGAGGCCUUCAUCUACCACGGAACCAACGACCCGCAGUCCUACCUGGAGUUCGAGGUAAACCCAAACAACGUGACGUUCCAGGCGUGGAUUUACAACCCGUCCAAGGUGCGCGCGGCGGGCGCUCCGCUCGACACCUCUUUCUUGACUACGCCCAUCGUGGACGGCUUGACCACGGAGACGACCCUGGAUAGGGAAGCGCAGACUUGGGUGACGGAUGCCAAGAUCCCUCUAGGACUCUUCAACGUCGACGUGGGUAAGGCGGCCGGGACGCAGUGGAGAAUGAACUUCUUCCGUAUCGUUGUCUCGCCAGACACGUUCCCAGACCAACUACUAGGCGCCUGGAAUCCGACGAAUGAAACGAACUUUCAUAUGACGCCCUUCUUCGGUAACGUCGACUUCGUGUAGGGGGAAAUGAUUCGGUAAAGAGGAUUGCAUAGUUAUUUGGGAUAAUGAAUUAAUUUAAUAUGGGUUGAUACCCUACAUGAUA